Messenger RNA from Phascolarctos cinereus (koala), 3813 nucleotides. The record is from RefSeq and is a predicted model, not a curated record. NCBI's taxonomy places the organism in Eukaryota, Metazoa, Chordata, Mammalia, Diprotodontia, Phascolarctidae.
CGCAGGCGCGCUCCUCUGGUCCAAGCCGACACCACCUCGCUGCCCUGGACCGACCGCUAGUGCUCAGGAGCAGCUCUUCCACAACCUGAGGAUCGAGGUUGAGGAAGGAAUGAUGUCUGGGAGCCCGAUGGCCAGGAGUGCCGCAUCAGUGACCUUCAGGGACGUGGCUGUGGACUUCAGCCGGGAGGAGUGGAGCCGCCUGGAUGCUGCCCAGAGGGCCCUAUACAGGGACGUGAUGUGGGAGACCUACGAGAACCUGGUCUCCACAGGGAUUCCUGUUUCCAGACUGGAUGUGAUCUCCCUGUUGGCGAAACAAGAGGCGCAGUGGACACCGGAAGAAGUCCCCGGGUGGACCUCGCCAGAUUCCUUUAGUGAGGAGACCAGAUUUGAACCCAAAGCUUCAAGUUUGAUGCAGGCUAUUUGCCUGGGAGCAUCAUUCAAGAAAAGACUGACAAAGAAUUCAGUAGCCUGGCAUUCCAAGAUGAGAGAACCUGGGGCGUGUAAUGUUAAUUUAGCAAAACAAGACAACCAGGAGAGACAAUCCAGAAAAAUGACAAUCACUUCGAGAACAACUUUUAAUAAUGUGAAUGUACCUCACCAUGAUACAUUUGGGGAAAGUUUCAGUCUAGGGUCAAAUUUUGUUGCCCCAUGGAGAACUAUGGGGAAAGGUCUCCAUAAAUACAAGACACCUAGAAGACGCUUCAGGGGUUUUCCUUAUUUAAUUACAAGUAAUAGAUUCUUCUUCCAGAAGGACCUCUGUAAGUAUACCAAUUGCAAGAAGCCCUUCAAUUACCAUUCAGACUUAAUUAAAUUUCAUAAAAUGCAUUCUGGAGGAAGGCUACAUGAACCCAAUGAAUGUGAAAAAGCAUUUGGCAAAAGAUCAAAUCAUAUUGGAUGUCAGAGAGUUCAUAAUGAAGAGAAACAUUACACAUGUAAUAAAUAUGGGAAAUUCUUCAGAGACAGAAAAGGCUUGAUUAAACAUAAUGUCAUUCAUAUUAGAAAGAAAUCUUUUGCACAUAAUCAAAGUGAGAAAGCCAUCAGUGAAAAGGGACAGGUUAAUAUACCACAGAAAACUCAUAAUGAAGAACAGCUCUUUAAAUGUAAUGAAUGUGGGAAAGCUUUCAACCAGAGGGGAAACCUAAUUAGUCAUCGGAGUGCUCAUACUAGAAAGAAACCCUUUGCUUGUAGUACAUGUGGAAAAACUUUUAGCCACAGGGGAAGCCUAAUGAGUCAUCAAAGUGUCCAUGUUGUAGACAAACCUUUUGCAUGUAGUACAUGUGGAAAGGUCUUUGGCCAAAUGAGGCACCUUAUGAUACAUAGGAGAAAUCAUAGUGGAAGGAAACCCUUUGUCUGUAGUGAAUGUGGAAAAGCCUUCAUCAGGAGAGGGCACCUUAUUACACAUCAGAGAAUCCAUACUGGAGAAAAACCCUUUGCCUGUAAUGAAUGUGGGAAAAAGUUCAGUGAGAGGAGAAAUCUUAUUACCCAUCAGCGAAUUCAUACUGGAGAAAAGCCUUUUGCUUGUAAUGAAUGUGGAACAGGCUUCCGACAAAGAAUAAGCCUCAUUAUACAUCAGAGAACUCAUACUGGUGAGAAACCUUUUUCAUGUAAUGAAUGUGGGAAAGGCUUCAGACAGAGUGGACACCUUACUACACAUCAGAGAAUUCAUACUGGACAGAAACCCUUUAAAUGCAGUGAGUGUGAGAAAACCUUCAGUGAGAGGAGAACCCUUAUUACCCAUCAGAGAAUUCAUACUGGAGAGAAACCCUUUACAUGUAAUGAAUGUGGGAAAACCUUUACCCAAAGGGCAAGCCUUAUUACUCAUCAGAAAACUCAUACAGGAGCCAAGCACUUUGAAUGUAAUGAAUGUGGGAAAGCUUUCUUCAGGAGGGGACACCUUAUUACCCAUCAAAGAAUUCAUACUGGAGAGAAACCCUUUGCAUGUAAUGAAUGUGGGAAAACUUUCCGUGAGAGAAGAAACCUUAUUACCCAUCAAAGAACACAUACUGGAGAGAAACCUUUUACAUGUAAUGAAUGUGAGAAAACCUUUACCCAAAGGGCAAGCCUUAUUAGCCAUCAGAGAAGUCAUACUGGAGAGAAACCCUUUGCAUGUAAUGAAUGUGGGAAGACUUUCAGUGAGAGGAGAAACCUUAUUACCCAUCAAAGAGCUCAUACUGGUGAGAAACCCUUUACAUGUAAUGAAUGUGAGAAAACCUUUACUCAAAGGGCAAGCCUUAUUACCCAUCAGAGAACUCAUACUGGAGAGAAACUCUUUCCAUGUAAUGAAUGUGGGAAAUCAUUUACCCAAAAGGCAAGCCUUAUUACUCAUCAGAAAACUCAUACUGGAAAGAAACCCUUUGCAUGUAAUGAAUGUGGGAAAUCAUUUACUCGAAGAGCAAACCUUAUCAUCCACCAGAGGACCCAUACCAGAGGAAAACCUUUUGAAUGUAAUGAAUGUGAAAAAAGCUUCAGCCAGAGGAAACAUCUUAUUGUUCAUCAGAAAACUCAUAGUGGCAUGAAACCCUUUGAAUGUAAUGAAUGUUGGAAAACUUUCAAUAAGAGGGGACAUCUUAUUCGACAUCAGAGAACUCAUACUGGAGUCAAACCUUUUGAAUGUCAUGUAUGUGGGAAAGGCUUCAGCCAAAGGGGAAACCUUAUUAGCCACCAGAGAACUCAUACUGGAGAGAAACCCUUUGCCUGCAGUGAAUGUGGAAGAGCCUUUAGUCGGAGGACACAUCUCAUUUAUCAUCAGAGAAAUCACACUGGAGUGAAACCCUUUGAAUGUAAUGAAUGUGGGAAAGGCUUCAUCCAGAUGGGGAGUCUUAAUAGACAUCAGAGAACUCAUACUGGAGAGAAACCCUUUGAAUGUAAUGAAUGUGGGAAAGCCUUCCGAGAGAAGGGAUGCCUUAAGAGACAUCAGAGGAUUCAUAGUGGAGUGAAACCCUUUGAAUGUAAUGAAUGUGGCAAAACCUUCAGUAAACUAGAAACCCUUAUUAGCCAUCAGAGAACUCAUACUGGAAUAAAACCCUUUGAAUGUAAUGAAUGUGGGAAAGCCUUCCAAGAAAGGGGAUGCCUUAAUAGACAUCAGCGAACUCAUACUGGAGUGAAACCAUUUGAAUGUAAUGACUGUGGAAAAGCUUUCCAGGAGAGAGGAUGCCUUAAUAGACAUCAAAGAACUCAUACUGGACUAAAACCCUUCACAUGUGAUGAAUGUGGAAAAGCUUUCCGAGAGCGGGGAUGCCUUAAUAGACAUCAGAGAACUCAUACUGGAGUGAAAUCAUUUACAUGUAAUGAAUGUGGGAAAGCAUUCAGUGAGAAGGGAAAGCUGAUUAGACAUCAGAGAACUCACACUGGAGAAAAAACAUUUGGAUGUAAUGAAUGUGGGAAAAACUUCAGCCGGAGAGCAAAUCUUAUUAGACAUCAAAGAACUCAUACUGGAGAGAAGCCCCUUGCAUGCAAGGCAUAUGAAAAAGCCAUUAGUGAGAGUGCACGCUUCAUUUAUCAUCAAAGAAUUCAUACUGGAGAGAAAUCCUUUGACUGUGAUGAAUUUGGGAAUGUCUUUAGCCAGCAUGCAUAACUUAUUAUCUAUCAGAAAACUCAUCUUUAAGUGAAACUUUUUGAAGGGAGGGAGGGCUUUAGCAAGAAGGGAUACCUUAUUUAACAACACAAAAUUCAUACUGGAAUGAACCUUUUUUAACAUCUUCAUUUAGAACAGUAGGCGAAAGUAAAUGCCCCUUAAGAGGAAGCUGGUAGCUAAGUGGAUAGAGCACUGGACCUGAGUUUAAAUCCAGCACACUUCCUGUGUGACCCUGGGCA